UCCUGCGCGUCCAUGUCAAGAAAGUAAGAUUUCGUAUGUGUAGCACGGGAUCAAUAGAAAUUAUAAUCGCGAAUUUUCACUUAAAACAGUGCCGUUUUUGAUAAGUGUCAGCUUGAAACAGAACUUAAUGUAUAGUAGUGCAAAUUUAUAAACAUUUAAUCCGUGUCAUAUCUCAAAAUCGCUAUUCCACAUAAUACAACGCUGUAGGAAAAUGACGGAGCCGUCUCGUCUUUUAUCCCCGACAAAGUGAAGUGCUACCCCAAAAUACUGUACAUUCCUUAAAACAUUGAACUAUUAAAGAUUAUGUAGUUGAAAAGUUGGAUUUUUGUGCAUUUGAUUGUUUAAACCAGUUAAGUAUUUUUUUUGGUGUUUUUAUUGUUAUGUCGUCGAGAUGAUGUGGUUUCACGUAGCGGUGGCGGCCGCAGUUAUCGCUACUAUUAGCGUUCAGGGCGAUCAAGUGAUGCUUCUUGAUACUACGACUGAAAAUACUCUUGGAUGGACACGUUACCCCUACGGUGCACAGGCGAGUACCCCCGGAUGGGUAGAAGAAUCUUACACCAAUUUCGAAAAGCAUAUCAACUGGCGAUCGUAUGUCGUUUGUGAUGUUGCCCACCAUAACGUAAAUAAUUGGCUGUGGACACCAUUCAUUGAAAGACGAAACGCUAAUCGUAUAUACAUCGAGAUUAAUUUCACCAUCCGCGAUUGCUCUUUAUUUCCGGGAAAUGCACUGAGUUGCAAGGAAACCUUCAGUCUGUUGUAUUAUGAGUUUGACGUCGCAACACGCGAACAACCACCAUGGGAGCCUGAAAGUUAUAAACUUGUAGGCAGAAUAGCAGCUGGUGAAGGCAGGUUUAAUACAAACUCAGAAGUUGACAUAAAUACAGAGGUAAAGAGCAUUGCUGUAACAAAACGAGGAGUAUACAUAGCAUUCAGAGAUCAAGGUGCCUGUAUUUCUAUUUUAGCAGUAAAAGUUUAUUACAUUACAUGUCCAGAAGUAACAAUAAACUUUGCUAAGUUCCCUGCAACCCCUACAGGCCGUGAAGUAACUGUCAUUGAACAGGCCAAUGGCACGUGUGUAGAGAAUGCUGAAACGGCUCAAGGUGAUUCUCCUCCAGUUUAUUUAUGCAAAGGAGAUGGAAAAUGGACUUUGCCUAGUGGAUCAUGCAAAUGCAAAGGAGGCUAUGAACCAGAUCACACCAGCCAAGUUUGUAAUGAAUGUGCCCCUGGGAAGUUUAAAUCACAUACUGGUGAUGAAGCUUGUAUGUCAUGCCCUGAUAAUUCAGAGACUACAGCCCAUGCCUCCAUUGAAUGUAAAUGUAUACCAGGUUUUUUCCGAGCCAAGAAAGAUCCUAAGAAUGUUCCAUGCACUCAACCACCAGGUGCACCUGACAACCUGACUGUUACAUUUGCUGAUCAGUUUUCAAUAUCUCUAGCUUGGCAUCCCCCACAUAAAACAGGUGGACGAGAUGAUGUUACAUAUGAAGUUCGAUGUACAAAUUGUGGGCCCCAUGUGGAGUAUAGACCAUCUUCAAAUGGUCUUAAUCACACACGAGUCACUGUAAUGGGUUUAGACCCAGUUACUGAAUAUAAAUUUCAAGUUUUUGCAGUUAAUGGUGUAUCAGAGUUAACUGGUGAUUCUCCAAAAAAAGUCGAAAUAACUGCUAUAACAGAGGCAUCCGUAGUGAGUGUCGUCUCCAAGUUAAGAAUAGUUAGUGUAGAAAAUGACAAGCUUUCAUUAUUAUGGACUCCUCCUCCUGUAGAUGUAACUGAUCCUGAUGAUACAAUUGAAAGCUAUGAAGUAAAAUGUUUUCCUAAAGAUAACAAUGAAAGAAGUGCAAAUGUCACUAUUAAAAUAACAAAAGAACCUCAUGCCGUUAUUACUGGCUUGAAAAGAGACACUGAAUAUGGAGUGAGAGUCAGAGCUAAAAUGAAGCGAGGGUGGGGAGAAUUAAGUGGAAUUGUGUAUGCAAGAACAGGUGCAGGAUUGGAACCAACAUUAGUUGUUAGCGAAGAAGAAGGUGCGCGUGUACGAUUAUUUGCUGGUGUUAUGGUUGCUGUGGUUGUUCUCUCUGUUGUGGCCAUUAUUGCCACAGUACUAUUUUUGAGGUCCCGUGCUGAUGAUGAAUGUGACAAGAAACAGCCAAGUGACUGUAAUGCACUUAAUUAUAGAAACGGCGAAGUAUACACGGGACCAGACAGACCUACAAAAACAAGUAGUAAUGCAACAACACCACUCUUUGCUGGUACAGGAUCAAGGACGUACAUUGAUCCACAUACUUAUGAAGACCCAAACCAAGCUGUUAGAGAAUUCGCUCGUGAAAUCGACGCAUCUUGUAUUACUAUAGAAGCCAUAAUUGGUGGAGGCGAAUUUGGUGAUGUGUGUCGUGGUAAAUUAAAAUUACCGGCAUGUGGUCAAGAAAUAGAUGUGGCAAUCAAAACACUUAAGCCUGGUUCAACUGAAAGAGCCCGCCGAGAUUUUCUUGCUGAAGCAUCAAUUAUGGGGCAGUUUGAGCAUCCUAAUGUUAUCUUCUUACAAGGGGUUGUUACAAAAUGUAAUCCAAUAAUGAUUAUUACAGAAUUUAUGGAGAAUGGGUCAUUGGAUACAUUUUUACGAGCAAAUGAUGGUAAAUUUCGUGUGCUACAACUGGUUGGCAUGCUUCGUGGAAUAGCAACUGGAAUGCAAUAUCUAUCGGAAAUGAAUUACAUACAUCGUGAUCUUGCGGCUCGAAAUGUAUUAGUUAAUUCCCAAUUAGUAUGUAAAAUAGCUGAUUUUGGUUUAUCACGAGAAAUUGAAUCAACUGCAGAUGGAGCAUAUACAACUCGAGGUGGAAAAAUUCCAGUAAGAUGGACAGCCCCUGAGGCUAUAGCAUUUAGGAAAUUUACAUCUGCCAGUGAUGUUUGGUCAAUGGGGAUUGUUUGUUGGGAAGUAAUGAGUUUUGGGGAAAGGCCUUACUGGAAUUGGAGUAAUCAAGAUGUCAUUAAAUCAAUAGAGAAAGGUUAUCGCCUACCAGCUCCAAUGGACUGUCCUGAAGCUGUUUAUCAGCUGAUGUUGGACUGUUGGCAGAAAGAACGUACUCAUCGGCCCACUUUUGUAAGCAUUGUAAAAACUUUAGAUAAACUUAUUCGUUGCCCAGACACAUUGAGAAAGAUAGCUCAAAAUCGAUCAACUGAUCCAUUAGCUGGAGACACACCAGAUUUAAUCCAAUUCUCAUCUGUUGAAGAGUGGUUGGAAUGUAUUAAAAUGUCAAGAUAUAUAGAGAAAUUCAGAGCAGCUGGAAUAACAGAUAUGAAUGCUGUUGUAGAUCUCACUGUUCACCAGCUGACCUCUUUGGGAGUUACCUUGGUUGGUCAUCAGAAAAAAAUAAUGAAUAGUGUUCAAAGCAUGCGGGCACAGAUCCGUGUAAGUGGGCCAUAUGGGUUUCUUGUGUAAUAACAAGAAUGAUGUCUUUGAUAAUAAUACUCAAUCUCCACCUGUCAAAAAGUGAUUUUCACCGUGAUUAAAAUUAAGAAAUGGAAUCCAUUUUGUAUAUUUUUCUAAAAAGAACUGUCCUAGAAGUAGGGUUAAUGAUAUAGUAUUAUGGACCUUUGAAUGGAUGAAAAGUUAAUUCAGUGUAUUACUCCAACUGCAUCAGUUUUGUAUCUGGGGCCUAAUUUAUAUUAUUUUAUCUUAAACAAAGCUUUAUUAAGCUGCCGUCUUAAAAUACAACGAAAACAUUGCCAUUAUUACCUAAUGCAAUUAAUCUGUUAUAAAAUUUAACCAACAGAUAUAUGAGCAAUUGUGGUAGCUAUUUUGUGACUGAAAUAUAAUUUGUGAUCUUAUUUAUAUAAAUUUUAGUUUUAAGAUUUUAUCUUUGUCAGUAAAAUUUUGACAAAGAAACUUUUUUUUAUAAAUAAACUUAUUUAGUUUAGAAAGAUUUUAAUAGAAUUGUAUCAAUUUAUCGACAUUCCGAUGGCAUAUAUAAGAAAUUAUAUAUUAAUUGUAGGUAGCUAAAUUCACUGUCCUGGUGUGCAUUUUGUAUAAGUGGAACUUGUGAAAGUAUUUUAUUAUAUUAUUCUUUUUUUAAGAAAAUAUAAAAUGCCAUAAGUGUCUAAAUAUAAUAAAAGUUUGUUCUCAUGCAAAUCUCCUUUAUAAUUAGAUAAACAUGCCUUUUUUAUUUCAAUUUGUGAUUAUAAUGAUGUACUUAAUUAACAUUUAAACUUGCCACAAUAAUACAUUUAUUUUGUUGUAUUUUUAUUGCCCCUAUUUUUAUUCGCUUGUAUAUAUGGCUGGAACUUAAGUGUAAAGUUAACAUUUUUGCUCUAAAGGAGUACAUGCUAAUGGCUGUGUGUAAUAAAAUCUAACAAGUUUUAUUUUCAUUUGCAAAUGUUCUACAAAGAAACACUUUUUUAAACCAAUCACCAUUCAAUCAUUGAUUAUUAUGUUUUUUCAAGUGUAAAUUUUUAAUGUAAUUGAUAACUUUUAAUUUGAUAACUCUAUAUUAUGAUAGAUCUAAAUAUUAGAUACUAAAGUUUUCAACAUAUUUGUAAUAAUUUUUACAAGAUUAUAAGACAUAGAUUAAAAACAUUAUACUGCCAAUAUAGUCGUAAGAGCUUUGCCUAACGCUUGUGAUGGUCGUUUGAAUAAAGUUGUAAAAUGACAGCUAACUUAAACUUUAUAAGGUCAAUCAAAUGCUUAAUGAUUUAUUUUGCUUUCAGAUGUUUUAACGUUUCUAUAAGUGUCAAACAGCUAUAUUUAAAUUACAUUUAUUGUAUAUUUUUUUUAUAUAUGACAUUAAAUUAUUUUAAGGACGUAACAAAAUGGAUUGGUGGUAUUUCGAUAUUUGAGUCAGUUUACGUAAAUUACAAUACAAUGUUAAUAAUUUCUUAAAAUAUUAUUUAUUAUCUGAAUGUUAUAUUGCUAUAAUUCUUCGCCUAUUAUUUGCUGAUUUAUAUAAAACGCAGAAACUUACUCAUAUUAGAGAAUUGCACUAUGUGAAAACUUUGUAUAUUUGGGUAAAAAUAGAAGGUUCAUUCACGUUUCUUAAAAGUUGCAGGAAAGGCUUUUAGGCUUUUAGGUCUGAGGCAAAAAGGUAAGCUCAGUUUUGUUAACAACUCGUGUCUGAGGAAAUAGGAAGACAGUGUUGUCUCUCCUAUCUAUGUAGGGUCUGAAAGUUGUAUUGACUGUUCGAGAUUCGCCAUACAACACAUAUUCGUUCUCAUAGUUUUUUUUUAUAAAAGCUGUAUGCUGAGUUGCCAAUAAAUGGAACAGAAAUAAAAUAACUACCUUGUUAAAAACAUACACAACACAGUUUGAGCUUAACCUAAAAACUGUUGCCUUUUGUAAUUUUGGACGCUCAAUUUUAUAACGAUUAGCGCAAAAAGUAUUAUCAUGACCUUUGUUAAAUAAUGUAUCAUGCGUGAAACACGUUGAGGUCUUCCAUUGGCUUUGGUUUAGUGACUCAGGUGUAUUAGAUAAAAAAUGUGCUCGUCUUUGCUUUGGUCAAUAUUAUUGCUGAUGUUUUCAAGUCGUUUCUAGUUCUAAACAUUUAUUUACUAAUAACUUCUUUGUAAUAUUGUUACAAGUAGAUUCCUUAAAUAGUGCAAUACGUCUCCAUAUAUGUAUUAUAUAGAACUUAUUAUGACUGAACACGUUUAUUUUAAUGCACAUUGUUCACUUAUAAUAAAUAUUGCAAAUAUACCUUUAAAGAUAACACCAAAUCAGUAUCUUUUACAAAUGAUUCAUAUAGCAAUAAUAAAAAUACGUAUUAAUAGUAUAUGAUAAAAAUGUAUUUACAAUCUUUAUUGGUUUAUAUAGUUUAGUGAAAAUAAUCAAAAGUUAAUAAUCGGUAUUAUCAAAGAAAAAAUAUGCAUUACGUCAUUAUUUUACUACAAUAUUUUCUGACAAGUCGGUCUGUUAAAGUGAUAUUAUUUGAAGGUUCUUAUUUUAAUAACCGAUUGGAUAAUAUAUUAUAUAUUGUAUUUCUAUAUAUUGGAAAGCCUAAAGCAAUAAACGAGGUUCUAGAAAAGUUGCAACUCAUACAAUUUGUUACAAAAACUUUUUGUCCGCAAAUGUAUAUGUAAAUAAGUCCGAAAUACCCUAAAGCUAUAUGAUAUGAAUUUUGUUAGUCAGGUUUGGGAUACAGCGAUCGUCUUUGUGAACUAAUGCGUUUCAAAACAAACGUUAUAUUAUAUAUGUUUGUAUAUAGAUAUUGCUUAAAAACACGUGAUUUACUAUAGGAACCAUGACACCCAAGAAUAUGUAUUAUACAGUGAAAAUCUGUUAUAACGACAUCGAAGGAUCAACUCAUAUGUGGUCGUAACAGCCGAUGACGUUGUAAUUAAUAACCUUAUAAAUACAAUAGAAUUCAGCCGGGAACACUGAUUUUGGUCAAGAAACCGGUGUGUGAUGUCGUUGUAAACGGUUUUGACCGUAAUUUUAAUCAUAUUUGCAUCUUACGAAUACUGUAACAUUGGGCAUCAUAGUGUCUACUAUACUUACAACUACCAUUAUUCGUAAGAAUUAGAGGAACAGCCCAUUCAAUAAUAUUUUCAUAUUAAAAACUGACGUACUUAGUCAGCACCCUACUCCGACAUUCAUAUAUCAGGUGUUCAAUUAUAUUUUUAAGUCUUUGCCCUUACGUUAUUUCUAUGUAGAAUCAAUUGAAUGGAGGGAGACUGGUGACGCAUUUCUACCGGUUAUUGAUAUAAGACAGUAUAUGUAUUUCGUGCCCUAAACUUUACAUGUGUUGUAAGGUUGGAAGCCAUACUUGUACCUUAAUGAGAACUUAGUUAUAACAUUGCUUGUGCGCGUUGACGUAGACUAAAUGUAAUAUCAUUAUCAUUUACGAUACGACGAUGGUGUAGUUUAACAGUAGAACACCAAUCAUAGCCUAAUUAAUUGUAAUUCAUAGCGUGAUGUUUAGAUUUAUUUGUAAGAUUUUUUAUGUCUAGAAUACGGGGUAAGUACAUCGUCUAAAUAUUGAAAAUUUAACAAAAAGUUGUUACAUAUUUUUGAGGAUAAUACUCUGUUUCUAUUAAAUCCAUGUUUCGUUUUAAAGUAAAAUAGACGAUGAAUACGCCCUGUUUACAUAGUAUACAGAAAUAAUUUAAUUAAAGUAUAAAAUUAGGCAGUUAAUUUUUUUAAAAAUUGGAUUAGAUACGAACAAUGGAAGCUUGGCUAUAAUUUAUGUAAUAAACUAUUGAUAAAUA
Pieris rapae (cabbage white) is the source of this 7188-nucleotide messenger RNA. It is a transcript of the gene Eph, whose product is annotated as ephrin type-B receptor 1-B. Gene Ontology annotation, biological process: cell surface receptor protein tyrosine kinase signaling pathway; protein phosphorylation; axon guidance. The transcript has a single exon. The coding region runs from base 392 to 3430 and encodes 1012 amino acids. Lineage: Eukaryota; Metazoa; Arthropoda; Insecta; Lepidoptera; Pieridae. Gene Ontology annotation, cellular component: neuron projection; plasma membrane. Gene Ontology annotation, molecular function: ATP binding; transmembrane-ephrin receptor activity; protein binding. The record is from RefSeq and is a predicted model, not a curated record.